Centruroides sculpturatus (bark scorpion) is the source of this 669-nucleotide messenger RNA. RefSeq lists its product as uncharacterized. The record is from RefSeq and is a predicted model, not a curated record. NCBI's taxonomy places the organism in Eukaryota, Metazoa, Arthropoda, Arachnida, Scorpiones, Buthidae. Bases 1 to 669 code for a protein of 222 amino acids. The transcript has 4 exons.
AUGAUACGUCGUACACCAGAAGUUUCUGAUUGUCCAACUCAUGUCAAAGACACGAGUCAAACUAACUCUUCCCACUUGGAUCAGGAUAAUGCAGGAAAUUUCACCAAACAUACUGAUAUUACUGAAAUUAUCGAACCAGAAAUACCCUCGAAUAGAAAUCGAGAAAGAAAAAUCGACGAAAUUUCUGAUAUUUCCGAUGACCAAGGAUUUUCUUCUAACAAUUUCUAUGAGCGUAGGAAUGAAGGUUUUGAUUAUUCUUCGGAACAAUUCACGGAAACAGUGGACGACAUCUACAUUCACAGACCGUUAAAAUGGAAUUUUAUUAAUUUUAAAAGAUCUUCUCUUGUAAAUGAAAUCAUUUAUGAAGAAGACGAGUUUGAAUACGAAAAUGCAUCAUCAGAAGAGGAUGAUUCCGUCCACACAGAUAGCGAAUUAAGAAACAGUGAACAUUCCGAUGAUGUCGUCGACUCAAUUAACGAAAUUCAACAAAUGAAUGUUGAAAGUGAUGUGUCAUCAAUAUCUUCCACGAAAGAUGACGUUGAGGAAGAAAACUUUGUUAAUAAUAUGAAUACAGCAUCACUACAAGUCAUUCAAUCCACUAAAAGUGAAAAAUUUGAGACAGUGUACGAUGAUAAACAGAAACAGAAGCAGGAGUUUCAAGACAACUGA